This is a messenger RNA of Plasmodium inui San Antonio 1, 1137 nucleotides long. RefSeq lists its product as hypothetical. The transcript has a single exon. Bases 1 to 1137 code for a protein of 378 amino acids. The record is from RefSeq and is a predicted model, not a curated record. Lineage: Eukaryota; Apicomplexa; Aconoidasida; Haemosporida; Plasmodiidae.
AUGGGAGCAUCUGUCUUUGGAAGCUAUAUCCGAUCAAUUAAGGAAACGAUCGGCAGAAUAGGAGGCUGCGGGCGGGGCUCAGGGAAAGGGACCCCCGCCUGCAAGUUAUUCAAAGAUAAGUCAAGUAUCAAAAGAGUGGGAGACUGGGAAGGUGAGAACAUUCCAGGCAGUUGGGAUACGUGGAUGACAGGAUAUUUGUCUCGGAUGAGCAGGAAUAUCUGUAUUAUGGCUGAAUUGUGGAUCACAGGUCUGGAUCUGAAAUAUCAGGGCGGAAGUCGAGUCUUAGGCGGAACAUGUAGCUAUCCAGAUUUCCGGCAGUUUAUGAAGCAAGGGGGGGGAGGAAGUCAAUGUGAAGUCCAGGUACAAAAGUCUCACUGGAUACAGCUAAUGACAACCCCUGAAUUAAAUAUGAAGCAGGAGAACCAGAAGGAGUUACAGUUAUGUAUGGAAAUAGUUAAGAUUCUGAUGUUAACCUUACAAAUAAAGAGAAAACACUCCAAAUUGAACGUUGACUCAGACUCGCAGCAGGAAAUAUGUGAGAAGGCGUAUAGAGAACUGAAAGACUGGGGAGGUGAAGAAUUGGCCCUGAGGAUCAUGAGUGCUUGGUUCAUCACGGACGACUGGCCAAAAGCGUAUAAGGAAGAAUUACCGUUGGCAGGUAGGGAUAUGUUUGAGAUCAUAACAGAGGAAAUAAUGGGCCUGGAUUCCGGCAUCAAGGGGUUAACGUGCAAGUAUAUCGGGGAGCAGCAGAAACCUGGGGCUUCGGGGAUAGUACCUGUUAAAACAGUUUGCACGGAGGAUGUUAAGGGGGCCUCAAAAUUCGUGGAAAAGGAGUGGCAGACGGAAGAGUUGGAGACGAGGGCAGGUGAACAGGAAAGUAUAUUACAACAGGUGAAUCAAGGACUGAAUAGGAAGAACAAUUCGGAACAGGGAGCCCCUGCACACCCAGGGGAGCCACCCAGAGGCGCGCAUAUGGCUGGCAUUAUUGGGGGGGCGAUAUUGACUCUGGCACUCACCUGCCUCAGUGUUUAUGGCCUAAUUAGAAUUUUUCGACCAAGAGAGCGUCGGAGAUUGAUCCCUCUGUGGACAAGGAGGAGUAAUGGAAGGAUAAGGUAUACUGCUGGACGGGGAGGAUAG